AUGUCUGAGAUGUCAUCCAACGGUAACCAGGGCCAGUUGGCAAAGGUCGCUUCCAGUCCCUCCGAGGAGACUUGGAUCUCGACUACUUGGAGAGCCCUUCAAGGCAUCUUUGUCAGUGAUGCCCCGUCUCAAGAGGAGGAUGCCGAUGCUGUUGUGGGAUGGGUGGGUGGACGGAAUGGACGACGAAGAUGUCGAUCAAUUGGGGGACGCCAUGGGGUUGCUGAGCCAGUCGCUGCUUGA
This is a messenger RNA of Penicillium diatomitis, 240 nucleotides long. RefSeq lists its product as uncharacterized. The record is from RefSeq and is a predicted model, not a curated record. NCBI's taxonomy places the organism in Eukaryota, Fungi, Ascomycota, Eurotiomycetes, Eurotiales, Aspergillaceae. The transcript has a single exon. Bases 1 to 240 code for a protein of 79 amino acids.